This is a messenger RNA of Neoarthrinium moseri, 756 nucleotides long. RefSeq lists its product as uncharacterized. Lineage: Eukaryota; Fungi; Ascomycota; Sordariomycetes; Amphisphaeriales; Apiosporaceae. The record is from RefSeq and is a predicted model, not a curated record. Gene Ontology annotation, cellular component: nucleus; cytoplasm. The coding region runs from base 1 to 756 and encodes 251 amino acids. The transcript is spliced from 4 exons.
AUGAAGUUCCUAUGCCUGCCAGGUGCAUACGGGAGUGCGGAGAAAUUCCAAGUACAACUCGCGCCGCUUGUCAAUGAGCUCACGGGCGACAAGUCGGCCGAGUUCCAUUUCAUCAAUGGGCCAUGCGAAGCUGUCCCGCCCAAGGGUUUCGAGGAUUUCUUUGGAAAACCGCCAUUCUACCGAUUCAUCGAGCCCGAUGACAAGACGAGCGAGGAGACCGACCCUCUGUCACGUAUUCGAGACUUCCCAGAAUGCGAUACGCCCGAGGAAACCAUGAGGGAGCUGAUGAAAGAGGGCGUGGCCAGCUGCAUUCUGAGUACUAUAGCUGCCAUUGACUAUCUUUUCAGAAUCAUGGAAAAAGAGGGCCCAUUUGAGGGAAUCAUUGGCUACUCUGAAGGAGCAACCGUUGCUGGAACAUUGUUAUUAGCUGAGCAGCGGAGACGCGAGCUCGAGGGAAGAGAGCCCAUGAUUAAAUGCGCCAUCUUCUUCGCUGGAUGGCCACCAUUGGACCCCAGCACUUUUGCCAUGGUUCUGUCCGACGAGUCUGAGGUGAUGAUUGACAUUCACACUUGUCACAUCAUCGGGUCACUGGAUCCCUACGUUGGAGGCUCCUUGGCACUAUAUAACACGUGCGAUCCCGACGUCGCUUACAUGUUUGACCACGGGAAGGGACACACAUUGCCAAGAGAGAAGGCCGUGAUCAAGGAAUUGGGUGAUGUCAUAAGAAACAUGAUCACAGAAGCAACUGGGGCGUAG